Messenger RNA from Procambarus clarkii (red swamp crayfish), 1215 nucleotides. NCBI's taxonomy places the organism in Eukaryota, Metazoa, Arthropoda, Malacostraca, Decapoda, Cambaridae. The record is from RefSeq and is a predicted model, not a curated record.
AUGGUCCAGAGCGUUUCUGGACCAUCUACUCCAUCUAGUAGACCAUCUACUCCAUCUAGUAGACCAUCUACUCCAUCUAGUAGACCAUCUACUCCAUCUAGUAGACCAUCUACUCCAUCUAGCGAGGGUCUCAGGCUGGGCGAGGGGCCUCAGGCUGGGCGAGGGGGCCUCAGGCUGGGCGAGGGGGCCUCAGGCUGGGCGAGGGGCCUCAGACUGGGCGUGGGGCCUCAGGCUGGGCGAGGGGUCUCAGGCUGGGCGAGGGGUCUCAGGCUGGGCGAGGGGCCUCAGGCUGGGCAAGGGGCCUCAGGCUGGGCCAGGGGCCUCAGGCUGGGCGAGGGGCCUCAGGCUGGGCGAGGGGCCUCAGGCUGGGCGAGGGGCCUCAGGCUGGGCGAGGGGCCUCAGGCUGGGCCAGGGGCCUCAGGCUGGGCGUGGGGCCUCAGGCUGGGCGAGGGGCCUCAGGCUGGGCGAGGGGCCUCAGGCUGGGCGAGGGGCCUCAGGCUGGGCGAGGGGCCUCAGGCUGGGCGAGGGGCCUCAGGCUGGGCGAGGGGCCUCAGGCUGGGCGAGGGGCCUCAGGCUGGGCGAGGGGCCUCAGGCUGGGCGAGGGGCCUCAGGCUGGGCGAGGGGCCUCAGGCUGGGCGAGGGGCCUCAGGCUGGGCGAGGGGCCUCAGACUGGGCGAGGGUCUCAGGCUGGGCGAGGGGCCUCAGGCUGGGCAAGGGGCCUCAGGCUGGGCCAGGGGCCUCAGGCUGGGCGAGGGGCCUCAGGCUGGGCGAGGGGCCUCAGGCUGGGCGAGGGGCCUCAGGCUGGGCGAGGGGCCUCAGGCUGGGCCAGGGGCCUCAGGCUGGGCGUGGGGCCUCAGGCUGGGCGAGGGGCCUCAGGCUGGGCGAGGGGCCUCAGGCUGGGCGAGGGGCCUCAGGCUGGGCGAGGGGCCUCAGGCUGGGCGAGGGGCCUCAGGCUGGGCGAGGGGGCCUCAGGCUGGGCGAGGGGGCCUCAGGCUGGGCGAGGGGGCCUCAGGCUGGGCGAGGGGGGGCCUCAGGCUGGGCGAGGGGGCCUCAGGCUGGGCGAGGGGGCCUCAGGCUGGGCGAGGGGGCCUCAGGCUGGGCGAGGGGGCCUCAGGCUGGGCGAGGGGCCUUUGGCUGACGGAGAAGUUCCCUGGUCAACGACAGGUUAAGGCGUCCCCGUGUACCGCCCAGAGCCGUGGCUGGCUGGCUGACUGA